AUGGCUUCUGGGCCUCCCUUGGCUGCCCAGCCCACGGCCCCCGGGGGUACCCUCUCUGCCCCCAAUGCCACCACACCCUGGCUGGGCCGGGAUGAGGAGCUUGCCAAGGUGGAGGUCAGAGUCCUGACCACGGUCCUAGUGCUGGCCACGGGGGGCAACCUGACGGUGCUGCUGAUGCUGGGUCGACGUGGCCACAAGCGCUCCCGCAUGAACCUGUUUGUCCUGCACCUGGCCUUCACUGACCUGGGCGUGGCACUCUUCCAGGUGCUGCCCCAGCUGCUAUGGGACAUCACCUACCGCUUCCAGGGCCCGGACCUUCUGUGCCGUGCAGUCAAGUACCUGCAGGGGCUCAGCAUGUUCGCCUCCACCUACAUGCUCCUGGCCAUGACUCUGGACCGCUACCUGGCCGUCUGCCACCCACUGCACAGCCUCCAGCAGCCCAGCCAAUUCACCUACCCACUCAUCGCUGCCCCCUGGCUGCUGGCUGCCAUCCUCAGCCUCCCUCAAGUCUUCAUCUUUUCUCUGCGUGAGGUUAUCCGGGGCUCUGGGGUGCUGGACUGCUGGGCAGACUUCCGCUUCUCUUGGGGGCCGCAGGCCUACAUCACCUGGACCACCCUGGCCAUCUUCGUUCUUCCUGUGGUCAUGCUCACAGCCUGUUACAGCCUCAUCUGCCACGAGAUCUGGAAGAAUCUUAAAGUCAAGACCCAGGCCUGGAGGGCAGAAGGAGGGGGCUGGAGGACAUGGGACAGGCCUCCCCACUCUGCCCCAGACACACGAGGACUGCCCUCCAGGGUCAGCAGCAUCAGCACCAUUUCCCGGGCCAAGAUCCGAACUGUGAAGAUGACCUUUGUCAUUGUGCUGGCCUACAUCGCCUGCUGGGCACCCUUCUUCAGUGUCCAGAUGUGGUCUGUGUGGGAUGAGAAUGCCCCUGACGAAGAUUCAACCAAUCAAGCCUUCACCAUCUCCAUGCUUCUGGGGAACCUCAGCAGCUGCUGCAACCCUUGGAUCUACAUGGGCUUCAACAGACACCUGUGGCCGCGCCCCCUCCGCCAUCUCGCCUGCUGCGGGGGUCCCUCGCCCCAGAUGCGCAGGCAGAUCUCCAAUGGGAGCCUUUCCACCCGGGGCACCACGCUGCUGCUGCGCUCCAGCUGCCCACCCGCCCUCCAUCUGAGCCCCAGCUUCAGCGGGAGGUCUGAGACCAUGGAGCCCCUCAAAGUCCCAGAGCAAGCGGGCGAAGCCUCCACGGAGACCAGCGCCUUUUAG
Messenger RNA from Sorex fumeus (smoky shrew), 1263 nucleotides. RefSeq names its product arginine vasopressin receptor 1B (gene AVPR1B). NCBI's taxonomy places the organism in Eukaryota, Metazoa, Chordata, Mammalia, Eulipotyphla, Soricidae. The record is from RefSeq and is a predicted model, not a curated record. Gene Ontology annotation, molecular function: peptide binding; vasopressin receptor activity. Gene Ontology annotation, cellular component: membrane. The coding region runs from base 1 to 1263 and encodes 420 amino acids. The transcript is spliced from 2 exons. Gene Ontology annotation, biological process: G protein-coupled receptor signaling pathway; regulation of systemic arterial blood pressure by vasopressin; positive regulation of vasoconstriction.